AUGGACGGGUUCGAGGGCAACAGCGGCGUCAUCGUCGUCGCGGCCACCAACCGCUCGGACAUCCUCGACAGCGCCCUCCUGCGGCCGGGGCGCUUUGACCGCCGCGUGCAGGUGGACCUGCCCGACGUCAAGGGGCGGGAGCAGAUCCUUAACGUGCACCUGCGCAACAAGAAGUUGGACGAGGGGAUCAGCAUUGGCGAGAUCGCCAAGCGCUGCGCCGGGAUGAGCGGUGCCGACCUCGAGAACCUGAUGAACGAGUCUGCCAUCCUCGCGGCCCGCCGCAAUAAGAAGGCCAUCCAGAUGGAUGACAUCAACGACGCCACGGACCGAAUCGUCGCGGGCCUGGAGGGUAGGGCCCUCGCGGACGACGCGCAGAAGAAGCUGUUCGCGUACCACGAGGCUGGCAAGGCGAUUGUGGCCACCCUGCUGCCCCACCACGACCCCGUCGCCAAGAUGACCCUGCUUCCCCGGGGUCAGAAGAAGAGCCUCACCUGGUUCUCCCCAGACCAAGACCAGAGCCUCAUCUCCGCGGCAUCCCUGAAGGCGCGCAUCGCUGGCUUCCUCGGCGGCCGCGCGGCGGAGCAGAUCGUGUUUGGCACCGAGCAGGUCACUACGAACGCCGCCGAGGACCUGAAGCGGGUCGAUCAGGUCGCCCGCGCGAUGGUCACCCAGGUCGGCAUGUCGAGCGUCGGCCAAAUCGCCAUCGACCAGGGUGGGAUGUUCGGUCCGAGCUACUCGGAGGACCUGGCCUCGAAGAUCGACAUGGCCAUCAAGGAGCUGUCCGACGAGGGGUACCUCACGGCGCUCAAGAUUAUCGUCAACAACCGCGGCUGCCUCGACGAGCUCGCGGACGAGCUGUACGAGAAGGAGACCCUUGCCGCAGACGAGAUCAAGGAGAUCGUCUCGAAGUUCACGGAGAUUCCCGAGAAGCUUGCCGCGGUGUGA
Prorocentrum cordatum is the source of this 945-nucleotide messenger RNA. The record is from the annotation of a GenBank genome assembly. NCBI's taxonomy places the organism in Eukaryota, Dinophyceae, Prorocentrales, Prorocentraceae.